Messenger RNA from Aspergillus melleus, 738 nucleotides. Its product is annotated as putative phosphoserine phosphatase. Gene Ontology annotation, molecular function: phosphatase activity. NCBI's taxonomy places the organism in Eukaryota, Fungi, Ascomycota, Eurotiomycetes, Eurotiales, Aspergillaceae. The record is from RefSeq and is a predicted model, not a curated record. The transcript has 6 exons. Bases 1 to 738 code for a protein of 245 amino acids.
AUGACCUCCGUGAACGAAGAGCUGCCCUAUAUCACAGGCGACCCCAACAUCAUCUUCUUCACCGAUUUUGACGGCAAUGACUUCCUGGUCGACAAUCUUGGAUUUGGGAUCGAGAAGCGCCGUGCGCUCGAACUCGAGGUUCUGAAGGGUAACCUCGCCUUCAGAGAUGCCUUCAAAGCGAUGCUCGACAGCGUCCCGCUUCCCUUCGAUGAAUGCGUCCGCAUCUUGCAAAGGAACAUAAAGUUUGACCCUGGCUUCAUCAGCUUUUAUCACUGGACAAGCAAGAACAACGUUCCAAUCGUGGUGUUAUCCUCGGGCAUGACCCCGAUUAUCAAGGCCCUACUGCAGAAUGCCCUAGGUGACAACCCCGGCAACAUUUAUAUCAUUGCCAACGACGUGGAGGCGCGUGAAGGAAAGCUGAUCAAUGAGACUGGCGGCUGGCAAAUACGCUAUCGGGAUGAUAGUCAAUACGGUCAUGACAAAUCUCAGGCUAUCAAACCAUACGCUGCUCUUCCUGAAGACAUGCGACCGAUCCUUAUGUUUGCAGGAGACGGAGUGUCUGAUCUGUCCGCCGCCACUGGUUCUCAUAUCCUUUUUGCGAAACAAGGGCUAGAUCUCGCGCGUUAUUGUGCGGAACGAGAAAUGCCAUUUAUCCCAUUCCACAAUUGGGCUUCCAUUCUGACUGCUGUCCAGGGUAUCAACGAGGGAGGCCUGCAGGUCAAUCGUCUGAAGAACUGA